ACAUUUCUGCGCAGCAGCCAGCUUCUGUCGCGCCCUUGGCGACUUUGCAUAGAUAGCACCGCUACUUCCGGAUCUUUUAUUACUGCUAUUCUUAUAAUACUCGCUAAGUUCGCUACUUCCUCGUACAUAGCGAAUAGAGGAACUGACCACCGCGACGGGACACAGCCCGCUAUUUUACGGAGUAAUUUUAUUUAAUCGUUAAAACCAUGAAUUAGCUUACUUAAAAGGCAAUCUCACAGUGUGGAAAUCUAAAGUUUUCCAUUAGAGGGCGGGCACCCUGACUGACGGAGCAGCGAUGGCGGGCCGUGUGCAGCAGGGGGAACUGACGGAGUACAAGAAGAGCCUGAUCAAGCGGGACCUGGAGAUGGGCAUCGUGAUGACGGUGUUCAGGCAGCGGAUGGAGCGGCUGUCCGUGCAGGUCAUCAUGGAGACCCGGCAGGUGGCCUGGACACGCACCGCCGACAAGACCGACGGCGUCCUGGACCUACCUGAGAUUCGGGAGGUUCGCCCAGGGAAGAACUCCAAGGACUUUGAACGAUUUAAAGACUACAAGGAUAAGUAUGAUGACAGAACCUGCUUCACCAUCUUUUAUGGAUCCCAGUUUGUCCUUCAGACAUUGAGCCUUGCAGCUGAUACAGUGGAGGACGCAGAGAAAUGGCUGUUGGGCCUGGAGCUGCUGAGACAGGAGGCGCUGGAGGCUCCAACCCCCGAUAUAAUCGAGAGGUGGUUGAGGAAGCAGAUGUAUUCUAUCAGUCAGACGAAGAAGAACAGCAUCACAAUGAAGGAGCUGAAGUCUCUCCUGCCACAUUUGAACCUGAAAGUUCCUGGUGCCCGCUUUCUGAAGGAUAGGUUUGCGGAGAUAGGUGCGAGGAAAGAUGUCCUGGACUUUGAGCAGUUUCAUAAGUUCUACAACAUCUUAAUGUUUGAAAAUCAGAAGAGUAUUUUGGAGGAGUUUAAGAAGGAAUCUUGUGCUUUCAUUAUGGGUAACACAGACAGACCCGAAGCCUCUGUUGUUUCCUUGUUUGAUUUCCAGCGUUUCCUCCUUCACCAGCAGAAGGAGGCGUGGGCGAAUGACCUGAACCAGGUGAGGGAGCUGAUGACGACCUUCAUCGAUGACACAAUGAGGAAGACUAACGACCCUGAGUUCACAGUAGGCGAGUUCCUCCAUUUUCUGUUCUCCAAGGAGAAUUCACUCUGGGAUGAGAAGUUCUCUGAGGUUUGCACUCUGGACAUGAACAAUCCACUGUCCCACUACUGGAUAAACUCCUCCCACAACACGUACUUGACGGGGGACCAGUUGCGGAGCGAGUCAUCCACAGAGGCCUACGUGCGAUGCCUACGCCUGGGCUGCCGCUGUAUAGAGCUGGACUGCUGGGACAGUCCGCUUGGGCCCAUUAUCUACCACGGCUGGACCAGGACCACCAAGAUCAAGUUUGAGGACGUGGUGAAGGCCAUUAAUGAGCAUGCCUUUGUCGCAUCGGAAUACCCGCUGGUGCUCUCGAUCGAGGAGCACUGCAGCCUUGUCCAGCAGAGGCAGAUGGCGCGGAUCUUCAGGGACGUGUUCCAGGACAAGCUGCUGACGGAACCCGUGGAGCUCAUCGCCGAUCAGCUGCCCUCCCCCACCCAGCUCAAGGGCAAGAUCAUCAUAAAGCAUAAGAAGCUGAGCAUGGCAGAUGACCUGGGCCGCACGGAUGCCGGCUUUGGCCGGGGAGACCUGCGGAAGGGGGAAAAGCAGGGAGACCUUUACAUCUGGGACCCUGUGGACCAGCGAUGGAACCGGCACUACUGUGUGAUCUCAGACGAUAUGCUGUACUACGCUGAGGAGUACGAGGAGGAGGACGAGGAGCCCAGGAAGGGCAUGAGGCCGUCGGAGCUGCAUUACAACGAGCCCUGGUUCCACGGGCGCAUGUCAGAGGGCCGGCAGACCGCAGAGCGCCUCCUGCAGGAGUUCUGCGCCGAGUCGGGGGGGCUCGACGGCACCUUCCUGGUGCGGGAGAGCGACACCUUCGUCACAGACUUUACUCUCUCCUUCUGGCGUGGAGGGAGGGUGCAGCACUGUCGAAUCCGCUCUGCCUCCGAGGGGGGACACACGGUGUACUACCUGACGGAGAACCUGCACUUCUCCAGCGUGUACGGGCUGAUCGAGCACUACCGGCAGAACCCCCUCCGCUGCGCAGACUUUGACCUCCGGCUCACUGAUGCUGUGCCACGCCCCAACAGGCACCUCUCAGAGAACUGGUUCUACAGUAAUCUGAGCAGAGGGGAGGCAGAGGACAUGCUGAUGCGUAUUCCGCGUGACGGAGCCUUCCUCAUCCGGCAGAGAGAGGACGGUGACUCCUUUGCCAUCACAUUCAGGGGUGACGGUAAGGUGAAGCACUGCCGUAUUCAGAAGGAGGGCUCCAUGUUUGUCCUGGGAUCCUCCACCGAGUUCGAGAGCCUGGUGGAGCUUGUCAGCUACUUCCGCAAGAAGCCCCUCUACCGCAAAAUCAAACUGCGCUACCCCGUCACUGAGGAGCUGGUGACCCGGUUCAGCGCGGAAAGUAACUCUUCCUCCAUCUAUGAGCAAAAGAUGUACGUGGAACCCAACGAGAUUGAGCCAGCCCUGCCCCAGAGCUCUGUGAAGGCACUGUAUGACUACAGAGCACUCCGGCAAGACGAGCUCAGUUUCUCCAAGGGAGCCUUCAUUCACAACGUGACCAAGGACAGCAGCAGCUGGUGGAAAGGGGAUUACGGCGGGAAGCUGCAGCACUUCUUUCCUGCAAACUAUGUAGAGGAGGUGUCUAACAACAAGACCGUGGAGUCAAGAGACCAAGUGAAAGAGGACAACCCACUGGGUGACCUGUGUAAGGGUGUGGUCGAGCUCUCCAAAUGCUGCGUUGUGCGGUCGCAGCAAGCCAAGAGCGGCAUGUCAUACGUGCUCACACUGCAGCUCAAGGACGACGACAGCAUGCUGCCCUUCGACAUCGCCACGGAUACGGUCGAGGACCUGUUCGAGUGGCACCAGGUGGUGUGGGACGCCGCCCAGCGCGAGAUCAACAAGCAGUACAAGAUCACCAAGCAGAAAGAGAACGAGAAGAAAGAUGAGGUUGCGAUCGAGAUGUCUGAGCUGGUGGUGUACUGUACGCCCCGCAGCAAAGAAAAGGAAUGCUUUGACACCUACACCUACAAGGAAAUCCGCUCCUUCGUAGAGAACAAGGCACCAAUGAGGGUAAGGGCGAAGGAGUUCCUCAAAUACAACAACAAGGCCUUGAGCAGAGUGUACCCCAAGGGCCAGCGUGUGGACUCCUCCAAUUACGACCCUUACCCGCUCUGGCUCUGUGGCUCCCACAUGGUGGCGCUCAACUUCCAAACUGGCGAUAAGUGCAUGCAGCUCAACAGCGCCCUCUUCUCUCUGAAUGGACAGACUGGGUACGUGCUCCAGCCAGAGCUGAUGCGCUCAGACGGUUAUGACCCAUACCCAAUGCCAGACAAGAAGAAGGUCAAAUACACCGUCACAGUUCGAGUGAUUGCAGCCAGGCACCUGCCCAAGACGGGCCGAAGUAUUGUUAGCCCCUUUGUGGAGAUAGAGCUGUGUGGAUACAGCGCGGAGGACAGCAAGUUCAAGACCAUCGUCCGACAUGAUAAUGGGCUGAAUCCAGUGUGGCCAGCACCUCCAGAGCCGGUCGAGUUCAUGGUAUAUGAGCCAGAGUUGACCUUCCUGCGUUUCGUAGUCAAUGAGGAGGACAUGUUCUCUGAUCCAAACUUCCUAGCCCAGGCAACCUUCCCUUUCAAAGGCAUCCGGUCAGGUUAUCGGUCAGUUCCACUGAAGAACGGUUUCAGUGAGAAUAUUGAGCUUGCAUCCCUUCUGGUCUACAUUGAUGUGGAAGCGGUGGAGAAAGCAGAGGAGGAGCUGUAUUCAUCAUUCAACCAACUGCGAAGGAGACAGGCGGAGCUGAGCAAUGAGCUGUUCCUGUACGACAGCCACAGCGGCCUGCAACGCUGUACCCAGCCGCAACGCCGUGACGACCUAAUGCAAGAGUUCAGCUCUAACGAGAGCCAGCUGCAUAAGAUCCAGGACACCUGCAGACAGAAGAUGAAGGAUAAGAAGAUCAACAACAGCACGUUUUACUCGUGAACCAGGCUCCCUCACUCGUGUUCUGUCUCCCUCUCUGGACCCCUCACUUUCCCUCCUCCCUUCUCUGCUCUUGAAUAUUGUGCAUUCCUAGUGCAUAUGAUGCCGUUCUACUCUACUGCAAACCUGCCCCCAUUUUAUAUGUUAAAGUAAACAAUGUUAAAUGAAGAUCCAGUGAAGCGAUAUGCACCUUUGUAUACAUGCCAAAGAUCACUUUGCAGUCACUUUUUGGACUUUGCUUCAGUUUGUGUGAACUUAUUUGACCCCGUUUUUGUUAUUUUAAAUAAAUAUAUUACUUUUUGUCUCUUUCUCCAUUAGAA
This is a messenger RNA of Conger conger (European conger), 4431 nucleotides long. It is a transcript of the gene plcg2, whose product is annotated as phospholipase C, gamma 2. NCBI's taxonomy places the organism in Eukaryota, Metazoa, Chordata, Actinopteri, Anguilliformes, Congridae. Gene Ontology annotation, biological process: positive regulation of epithelial cell migration; phospholipid catabolic process; phosphatidylinositol-mediated signaling. The transcript is spliced from 33 exons. Gene Ontology annotation, molecular function: protein binding; phosphatidylinositol-4,5-bisphosphate phospholipase C activity. Bases 296 to 4114 code for a protein of 1272 amino acids. The record is from RefSeq and is a predicted model, not a curated record.